AGCGUUUCCCAUAAUGCACCCCAAUAUUUGGUUUGAUUCGCGCGCACCUUUUCCUCCUCUCAGUGGAAAGCCGCUAGUAACUAUGGCAACUUUUUUCCACUUCUCAGACUCCUGAUUAAUGGAAGUCGCUGAGUGAUCGUUAAAAGUUGCGCAUUCGGUCGUGCGGGUUUGUUUUAUAGCUACCUUGAUUCGUUUCCCGCUUAGUUUUAAGAUUGUGGACUUAGCGAGUUAGCUAACGUUGCUGCGCGCGCUUAAUGCGACGAACCAGCCCUCCUGUCGCAGAGUGAUGAUGAAAGGCGUGUGACAGAGCGUAUGGACUGGGUGACUGUCAUGAUGGAUGAGCAGCAGGUUGAGGUCCCGGCCGAGGUGGGAGAAGCAGAGAUGGACGGGGCGAUCCGAGGAAUAUUGUGUGCAGCCGCAGGAGAAGCAGUAACGGAAGCGGAGGCGUCCGGGUGUGAAGGAGAGGGCAGGGGGACCCAAGAAGGCAGCCCUGGUACGCCCCAAACACCCUCCUCGCGUAAGUGGAGCGCAGUGUGGGUUCACUAUCGCAAAGUGGACCAGGAGAAGAAGGCUCUGUGUUUGCUGUGCAUGGAGAAGAUCCAGCACCAGAGCAGUACAAGCAACCUCAUCAGACACCUUCAGAACAAGCACCCCACUGAGUAUGCCCAGCUUGAGGAGCAUUCCCAGAAACGACCCCCCAAACGCAAAAACGACGAAUCAGAAUACAUCCCUGUGACUUCGCCUAAAACUCGCACCACACCGACCAGCCGCGUUGUCCCAUCUCAGCUCAGCAGCAAUCUAACGGUCGACUGGAGUGAUGGACGGAGGAUCCUGGAGCGUGAGCGUGAGCUGACUGAGGCGUUGAGGCGCGUGCAGCAGGAAGAGGGACGAAGUUUACAACAGCAGAGGGAUUUGAUGCAGCAGAUCCGAGAGCUUGAUGCAGAACGGCGAGCACUUCAGAACCAGAAACGUGAGCAGGAGGAUGAACAUCACAGACUGAAGAAAGAGAAGGAGGAUCUGGACAGUGUCAGGAUGGAGCUCCAGAAGGAGAAAGAAGAACUCCAAAAGGAGAGGGAGGAGCUGUUUAAGGCCAAGGAGGAGUUUAGGAAAGAAAGAGAAGAGUUGGAGAGACAGAGGCAGGAAAUGCAUGGAGAGGGACACAUACAGGGCCAAGUGUCCGAGUUUUACAACUGUUGAGUCGUCUUAAUGCUUCACUGGUAAUGCAGUUUCUUUCCAGUACUUUGUCAUUUUUUAAAUGUUUAGUGAACUUAGCUGAAAGGUUUCAUUAUUUGCCUUCUUUUCCUCCUCUCUGGACAUACUCCAUGUUUAGACAGAUGAUGAGAGUGAGUAUGGAGGAAGUGUUCCCAUAAACAAUGCAUUUCACUGUGUACUUUUUAACAUUGUAAAUUUAUCAAAACUCAAUACAGCAUUCUCACACACUACUGUCACCAAGCUGUCUUUUUUAAAUUCCUGUGUUACAGUGUGAACCCUGACAGUAGUGUCUCUGUUGCAUUGUACAAUGUAUUGGCUCCCCUCUACUGUAUACAACAGAGGCCUGAGACUCCUGAGCAGAUAUGAUUUGUGUAAUGGUUUACUGCAGUUGUUACUGUUUUGUUUUUGUAUUGGACCAUUUGAGCUUCCAUGAUCUUUCUGUGAUCCCAUCUUUCAGCAAAACGGCUAUUCGAGUUGUGGUCAGCUAAAUAUUAAAACCAGACCUCGCUAGAAAGAGGUUGACUAAA
Messenger RNA from Silurus meridionalis, 1739 nucleotides. RefSeq names its product vicilin-like seed storage protein At2g18540. The transcript has 3 exons. The record is from RefSeq and is a predicted model, not a curated record. Gene Ontology annotation, molecular function: DNA binding. The coding region runs from base 313 to 1197 and encodes 294 amino acids. Lineage: Eukaryota; Metazoa; Chordata; Actinopteri; Siluriformes; Siluridae.